CUUUCCUCCAACAGAAAAGAGUUCCAGUAAAUGAAAGCCUGUGUAGGCGCGCUUGUUUUCAAACAAGAUAUAUUGGUUGAUGCAUGAUGUGAAGUUUAAAGAACAUUCAUAACAUGACGCCGAGUAUUUUAUUUCAUUCGUGUUUCUGCAAUUUUUGGUUAGCUUCAAUAAUAAAGCACCAAGGAAGUUCAGUUUGGCGCCGUUUUGUUAUCACUAGGCCUAAUAUGACGUUUGCUAGUGACGCAUUGUACCCAAACUUCCGGUAAUAUGAAAGGCAGAUGGGGGUGCCAGAAAUAAAUCUCACAGAAGAUAAAAGAUGUUUGAUGUCGAAAAUAGCCAGUGGUGUAAGCCUCUUCACCAUUCCAUUUAAUUUGUUUAUGCUAACAAUAGCAAUCUACAUCGAACUUGCUGUUCAAGACAAAAUUGGUCUUAUUGAAGGGAGUCGAAAUGCUUUACCUGGCUUCAUGAUUAUGUUGUCAAUAUUUGGACUGAUUACAAAUAUGUUAGGGACACGUGUGUGUUGGGUUGUACAUGACAUAAAAAGAAGAGAUGAUUGGAAGAAAUACCUAAUGCCAUUUGUUAUUACAUCUUUGAUUUUAUUUGUGUGUGUGUUUGUUACCUCAGUGCUCUGUUUUACAAGCGUAACAUCACUUCGCAAAUUGUUUAGCAAAGGAAUAAUAACUUCCAUGAAAAAGUAUUCUACAGACAUGCCAAAGAAGCAUAUAAUUGACUUGUUACAAAUUCAGUAUGAGUGCUGCGGCUCAGGAGGAUAUACAGAUUGGUUCAAUGUCAAACUUGUAUCGAAAAAAUAUAUAACAGAUGAUUAUAUGACAAAAGAAGAACAAAAUAUAUACAGAAAGCAUAAUGACAAUGUUCCCUUCAGCUGCUGUAAGCUUAGAACCCGCAGGCCCUGUAUAAACACCAGGGUACACGAGAAACAGUUCAAAUACAAGUAUAACAAGGACCUUACAUUGUUCACGAGAGGCUGUGGUGAUGCAUUGAUGACAUCGUAUAAACAAAUGCUUAAUGCAGCAGGCGGUAUCAUUAUUGUUUUGGCAUUUGCAGAGCUGACAAUAGGUUUACUAACCAGGCUACUACAGACAAGCUUUGAAAACUUAAACGAUGAUGAGGAUUCAACAGCUUAUCUCUUGCCAUUUGGUGGUCAUGCAAAACCUUCAGAGGGCAAUGAGUUGGAUAAUGAGUUUCAGAACUUGUUGGAAGAUGAUCUGCCUCCACCUCCAACAUUAGAAAGCCUACAGAACCUCCCUCCAGUAAGCAGCCUAGAUGACAUAUCAGUCACAGAGUCAUUUGAUGAUGUUGAUCCAGAAGAUGAAGAACAGUUUCCUGCUCCUCCAGAAGAGAAUGAAUUUCUGCCAUAUGAUGAGGAUGCUUUUCCUCCAGCAAGACAGUCCUUCAAAUAUGUCAAUCAAAUGUAGAUAUUGUUCAAUGAAAACUCUGCACAUCUCAAUGUCCUUCUAUCAUGUUUACAUGUAAAAUCAGUAGAAAGUACGGUUAAUUGAAUAGAUGUUCCCCAAAUACCUUUUCUUUUAAGGAAUUCCAAUUAAAAUUUCAGUCUGUUUUUUUAUUCAUGAAAACAACAAAAGUAUUAAAGCAUUAUCCAAUCA
Ostrea edulis (European flat oyster) is the source of this 1625-nucleotide messenger RNA. Its product is annotated as peripherin-2-like. The transcript is spliced from 5 exons. Gene Ontology annotation, biological process: visual perception. The record is from RefSeq and is a predicted model, not a curated record. Lineage: Eukaryota; Metazoa; Mollusca; Bivalvia; Ostreida; Ostreidae. Gene Ontology annotation, cellular component: membrane. The coding region runs from base 279 to 1436 and encodes 385 amino acids.